Pseudoliparis swirei is the source of this 769-nucleotide messenger RNA. Its product is annotated as galactose-specific lectin nattectin-like. The transcript has 9 exons. The coding region runs from base 120 to 611 and encodes 163 amino acids. The record is from RefSeq and is a predicted model, not a curated record. Lineage: Eukaryota; Metazoa; Chordata; Actinopteri; Perciformes; Liparidae. Gene Ontology annotation, molecular function: signaling receptor activity.
CUCUCCUGGUCCUCUCGGUUCUCCUCUGUGCUUCAUUUGCAGCUCCGACUGAAGACAAAGCAACGGUUCCAGAAGCAGCGGUGGAGGCUGUGAAGGAACAGAUAGUCGCUCUACCUGAGAUGGAGGAGCACAUGAUCAAUGCCGGGGAGGUGUCUGUGCCAGAACAUUCAGUCCCUGUUCCCAGAAAUGCACCUGUGUUGGAGGAGGGAGCAGAACAUGAAUCUUAUUUCAGCUCCUGUACAGGAGAAUGGACCCGCCACGGCUAUCACUGCUUCCUGUUCGUCCGUAAAGCCAUGAGCUGGUACAGCGCUGAGGAGCUCUGCAACGGCCUGGGUGGCCACCUGGCCUCGGCCACCAACCCCUCAGAGUACAGCUUCCUCCAGCAGAUGACAGAGACGAACGGUGAAGAUGUCUCAUGGCUGGGAGGCUUCAAACUGCAGGACAACUGGAUGUGGAUUGACCGUCAGGGUUUCUAUUACCAAAACUGGUUCUCCCCGCCCAGCAGCAGCUGCUUCCCCUGUGUCAACUUAAGCGUCUUCCAUGGCUGGGGAAACACUGACUGUAGAGUUGCUAACCGCUUCACCUGCUCCAAGAGCCCUUUUAGCUGUUAACCUAUGUCCUAAACGUCUGAGGCCUUGGAACAGAUCAGCCGGGGUUUUACUGUUUAACGUGUUUUAUUGAUUGUUGUUUUACUCAAUAAUUGAUUCAAAUUGUGUAUUCUUCAAAGCGUCAAUUGGCGAAGUGUUAAGUAACUUUGUCUGUUUGUCAA